AUGCCGCCCCUAGACAAUCAAGCAAACAUCCCACAAGACUUCCCGGCCCACAGUCACCAACAAUUCAGAUGCCAAUUUCCUGGCUGCAAUGCCAGCUAUCGACGCAAGGAGCAUGUUCGACGGCAUGAAUUGAAACAUUUUCCGCGCCAGGCUUUUCCGUGUUCCAGUUGUGGUCGUGAAUUCGGACGAAGGUACUGGAAUGUUAUUAUCAGUGAUACACUUCGGCGCCAUGUUCAAAAGCAUCACAAGAGAAUUGAUCCUCUAAACCGUGCGCAACGAGCAUGUGAAAACUGUCACAAAAGGAAGUCCCGAUGUGAAGGAGGUGUACCCUGUGAUGAGUGUUUACGUCGCAAGAUUCAAUGUUCCUUCCGUGACCAUGAUAGUACGACAGAAGGAAAUUUUCCCGAAUCCCCAGCAAACCAAGUUUCAGGACUGGUGCAUGAGCCGUCACAGAUGCAUAAUUUGGGGAAGCGAGAACAGUGUAUCAAUCUCUAUUUUGAGAAAUUUCACCCCCAAUGGCCUUUUAUCCAUAAAGGGUCAUUCGACAUGCGCCAAGAGACACCAUUACUUGUUCAAUCAAUGAUUGUUAUAGGCCUGUGGGCUCGAGGAGACCAGCCUGCACAGUCGGCAGCGGUGGAGCUUCACGGUAAACUUGAUUCAGCUAUUCAGGAUCAAAGGGAGAAAUGGGAUGUUCCGGAAGGAUUCGAUGAUUGCAGUGCCUGUUCCUUGCCAAUCGCCACGUACCAGGCUAUCCUAUUACAUAUCAUAUUUUCCUGUAUACUCAGGAGCCGGGAUACUAUGGGGUUUGACCUAAAAAUACGUCUGUCCACUGGUGAUUUUAGUCUACUCGAAGCACUUGUCAGGAGCUGUCGGAAGCUGGGCAUGUUCUGUUAUCCUAAGAUACUCGCCCGGUACAAAGAAACCGACCUGGAGCCUUUUGUCUGGGUGAGUAUUGAAGAGAUCAAGUGGUUUAAUGUAGCUUUAUACAAGAUUUGUGGGAAGUCAAGCAGAUCUAGUGAAGGAGAAGGCAGGUAUGAUACCGACGCAGUAAUACCUUUGUUAAACGCAAGAGAACUUCAAUUUCCCCUGCCAAAAAACUGCCCCCUGUGGAAUGCAGUUAACAAGGAGGAGUGGAUAUCUCUUGGGAAAGACGAAGAUAUAGUUUGCAUGAACGAUCACGUCCAGGAGGACUGGAUAUCUAAUUCUGCGGGUUUAUUGCGGUUUUUAGAGGUAUAG
Molecule: messenger RNA, 1236 nt
Organism: Penicillium paradoxum
Lineage: Eukaryota; Fungi; Ascomycota; Eurotiomycetes; Eurotiales; Aspergillaceae
Product: Zn(II)2Cys6 transcription factor
Exons: 3
Coding region: 1-1236 (411 amino acids)
Biological process (GO): DNA-templated transcription; regulation of DNA-templated transcription
Molecular function (GO): DNA-binding transcription factor activity, RNA polymerase II-specific; DNA binding; zinc ion binding
Source: RefSeq, a predicted model, not a curated record